UAGUAUUUCACCUCCAGUCUCCCAUCUACUUUCUUACACACAUACACAUUCCUUCUUUUCUGUCGGUCCUUCCAUAUUCGUGUGAGCUGUGCUCCUUACUCGACUAUCGUGAAUUAUCGUUUCGAGACUCCGAAAAAUUAUCAUCGGAAUUGUAAAUGUAUGUAAUUUGUAUCGUGCGAAUGUGUGAAAGAUCUUAUAGAAUACGUAGAAAUAUUUCUGUAUUUAUUUUCACUUUGUGUGUACGAGAUACGUGAGAUAUUUCAGUAAAUAACGUUGAACGUCGAAGGAAAAGACCGAGAGAGAGAGAGAAGGAGAAAAUAUCAGUUUUUCUCGCGUGAAAAUAAACAGAACAAAGGCUGCGAAAGAAAACAAUGAAUAAUUUACGAAAACCCAUGACUUAUGCCCAUGGCAAAAUGCCCCAAAAACUCAAUUGUUUAGGCGUACCAGAAAAUACAAUUGAUCUGGAAAAGGAGAAUACCUAUCCUACACAAUCAGUGGUCGACAAUAGAUUGGAAUAUAUCGAUCCUACUCCUAGUAUUCAUGACUUGUUUGUACAAUUCGAUGCACGCUUCUUUUGGAAUAUUUUGACUUCUGUCGAAGUCAAGUGGAGUAACAGAAUGACAAAUUCUGCUGGAAUUUGCAGUUAUAACAAACACAUGAAACAUUGUACUAUAUCGCUCAGUGCACCAUUACUUAAGCUCAGACCAAGAAAAGAUCUUGUCGAAACUUUAUUGCAUGAGAUGAUUCAUGCAUAUUUAUUUUUAACAAAUAAUAAUCGUGAUAGAAGUGAUCAUGGACCAAAUUUUUGCGAACAUAUGCACAGAAUAAAUAGAGAAGCAGGAACCAAUAUAACAAUUUUUCACGAAUUUCAUAAUGAAGUAAAGUUGUACCAACAGCAUUGGUGGAAAUGCAAUGGACCUUGCCAACAUAAACCACCCUUCUUUGGUACAGUUCGACGUAGUAUGAAUCGUGCACCUGGUCCAUCAGAUUUCUGGUGGAACAAACAUCAACAGGAUUGCAAUGGCAAAUUUAUAAAGAUAAAAGAACCAGAAAAUUUAAAAUCGCAUUCAAAGAAAAAUAAAUUAAAAUCGAAAAACCAGGAAACUCCAUGUAUCACUAACUGGUUAACAAAAAAUGCUACUGAUGCAGCAGCUAAACCUUCAUCUUCAAAAGUUUCUCUUACUCAGAGUGACUCUAAAAUACUCACUCAAAGAAACAACGAUAUGCCUAGUACUAGUAGAGAUAAUAAUGAUGGUACAAAUUCAUUUCAUGCUGUGAAUGAAAAAAAUACUCAAGAUUUGUCAUUAGGAAUGAAAAAAUUGGGUGGCUCUAGUAAUAAGGUAAAUGGCUGGGGUACCAGUGGCCCAAGUGGAAAAGUAGAAAAGGAUACUUCAAAGAGCAUUUCUAAGAAUCCUACAUUUUCAUGUUCUGGUGUUUUGGGAGGUAGCAACAGCGGUCAGAGUAAUCUGUUGACUAAAUUUAAUUAUGUAAGUAACGAUGAAAAUCACCGGCGUGAAUCAACUAGGAAAAAUUCAUUAGAACCAUCAUCAACCGUGAGACAAGAGAGAUCUGCCAAUAGUUCAGUCUCAAACCAACCAAGACAUAAUUCCAUACCUUGUCCUGUUUGCAACGUACCUAUGACUUUAGAAAAUUUAUACAGACACGUAGAUAGUUGCCUAAUAAAUGAUAACACGUUGAUUGAUGAAAUUAAUAACAAUAUAAAUAAUAAUAAUAAUAAUAAUAACGAAGAAUUAAUGUUGCCUAUUCGAGCGUCAACAAUGGAAGAAAAUAACGAUGUGAAUACUAUUAAUAAUACAAAUACCAUUUCUAAUAAACGUCCAAGAUUAGAUAAUCCAGACGAAAUGGCUGAAUAUGUUAACUGUCCUGUCUGCAACAGACCACUGCCAUCUGCAGAUAUUAAUCAGCAUCUUGAUAAAUGUCUAUUAGAAGCAGAUACAAUUCAUCAAGCUGCCAUUCCCUCUACUUCUCGUGCAUCAUUUGAUGAUGCUGCCAUUCCCUCUACUUCUCGUGCAUCAUUUGAUGAUAGUAUAAUCACUAUAAAUAAUUCUAUCUAUGAUCUAAAAGAGUCUGUAAUCGAGAGUCAUUCCAUAAUCAAUGAAAUACCACCAGAAACACAAUCUCAUGAAAAAACUAGCAGUGAUGAAGGCAAUGCAACGGAUCACGAACAGAAAUGUUUAGUUUGCAAUAAACAGAUCCCACCUGGCAUAUCAUUAAAUGAACAUCUCGAAGAAUGUAUUAAAAAUUUUUUUAAUGAUGACAUAAUGAAAAUAAAUGAGAAUGAUAAAAAUGAUGAUGAUGAUGAUAUGCCUGUAGAAAUUAAUUCUAUGGAGAGUAAAUAUCACUGUCCAGUAUGUAUGGAAGUGAUAUCGGAAAACCUUAUGAACCAACAUCUAGAUACGUGCCUUAAAAAUGACUAAGUGAUCUUAAGAACAAAAAGAGCUAUUUUUUUAAAGCUAAUAACACUUUUUUAAAUCUUGAUAUGCAACUAAAUAUAAAUUCUCUUAAUAAAUAUCUUUUCCAUUUUGUUUUACAUAUCGCAAUUCUAUACACAAUAAAAAUAUAAUAAAAAUAAAAAUUGUGUAAAACACUAUUAGAAAAAUUAAGCAUAUAAUUUAAAUACAUAUAUGAACAAAUAAUUUUGCGAACAAAAUGAUAAACAGUGAGCUAUUUUGGAAAGAAAUUAAGAGAAGAAGAAACACUUUGUCUUAUAUAUAUAUAUAUAUAUAUAUAUAUAUAUAUAUAU
Nylanderia fulva is the source of this 2764-nucleotide messenger RNA. RefSeq names its product DNA-dependent metalloprotease SPRTN (gene mh). Gene Ontology annotation, molecular function: polyubiquitin modification-dependent protein binding; metalloendopeptidase activity; single-stranded DNA binding. Gene Ontology annotation, biological process: DNA repair. Gene Ontology annotation, cellular component: nucleus. Lineage: Eukaryota; Metazoa; Arthropoda; Insecta; Hymenoptera; Formicidae. The record is from RefSeq and is a predicted model, not a curated record.